UGAAUUUGUUCACCUCUCACGAUCUGUCUGUGGUGCAGUCAAAAUUUUUAAAGAAAUUAUAUUUGUAGAGCAAGUAAAUUCUUUGUUUCCCCUGUAGAUCAUGUUUCUUUGAAAAUUAUCCAUUUGUCUUCAUGAAAUAGCAGCAGAUACACCGAAAUGGUUACAAUAAUCAAGAACCAGUUAUUAAAACAUUUAUCGAGAUUUACGAAAAAUCUUUCUCCAGAACAAAUAUCUUUAUCAGCACUCCGUGGAUCUGGUGAGCUCCAGGAUUUGACGUUGGAUGAGGAUUUGUUGACAGAUCUACUGGAAUUGCCUGGGUGGGUUCGCUUGACAUCAGCUAAGUGCAACCGAGCCUCAUUCAGGAUACAAUGGACCAAGCUCAAAACUGUGCCCAUAGUCUUGAACCUCGACGAAGUGCACAUAGCAUUAGAAGUAUGUUCGGAGCCGCGGGUGUUAAAUCAAAACGCGGCGGCGGCCAUGCCAGCCCCGGGGAAAUAUAGUUACAUUCAUAAGGUGAUAGACGGUAUCUCAGUGGCUGUGAAUCAUGUUCAAGUAGAUUUUAAUUGUGAUGCAUUCACCAGUAGUGUUCAGAUCUCAAGAGUGACGGUGGAAUCGCGGACUCCGGACGGCAGGAAAGGUGACCUAAGACUGACUAGAAUCAAGUCGCCAGACACUGGACAGCUACUUAUAUUUAAGGAAUUAGAAUGGCAAAGUGCUCGGAUAGAAGCGAAAGCACACGGCGCCGCGGCGGCAAACUUGCCUCCUCUAAGACUGCUCUUGGGAAAUACACACUGCCGCAUCGUUAUCAAGAAACGACUGUCGGAUUGUGCGGUGCUAGGCUCGCGGCUAGUGCUCCGCCCGGAGCCGCUCGCGUGGGCGCUGACAGACGGGCAGCUGCGGGCGGCGCUCGCGUGCGCCGCCGCGCUCGCGGGGCCCGUACACCGCGCCACGCAGCUCGCUACGCGCACCAAGGCGGCUAGGAAGAUAGAAGAACCAAUACAACAAAUACACACUCGCUCGACGUCCAGUGAUCGCGACAUUUUGGCGCGAAUGUUCGCGAAGCACGACGUUCGGGAAACUUCCUAUCACCUUUUGGCGCCAAGGAUCGACUUGCAUCUCUGUGAUGAUCCUGGGUUGGGUAGAUCGGAAAUGCCUCAACUAGCAAACGGUGGCGCUUUACAAGUGACGUUAGUGAGCAUGCAGGCUGACCUCUUCCCCUACCACAAGGCGUCUGAUGAUAGACGCCAUUGGAGAGGCUACAGAGAAGCAGCUACGCCUCACAGCCAAUGGUUAUCACAAGCAUUGUCUUCAUUUUGCGGGUCUCUACUUGACUUGCUCGACCCUAGACCAAUCACACCUAGUACUAAGACUGCGAGUAAUCCAGAAAGAAACGAAGAGACGAUGCCCAACGGUGUGAGUCACAAGCCGAGCGCGCCUAGCUCAAACACUUCCAACGCGCCUCCCUCACACGCUACCUCACAAGCAUCACCGACGCGAACACGAAUACUCCAGCAGUUGGGAAAGCUGAUGACCACAUGCCUAGUUUUAAGGAUAGAUGAUUUUACCGUAUACAAGGUUUCCACUGGUUCUAAAACUAGAGAGUCGCCAAGACCUCUAGUUUCUGCUGAGAAGGCAACCCUACCGGGAGACGCAGGGCUGCUACACGCUGAGCUGACCUUCUUCUAUUAUCCUGGAGAUGUCUGCUUUCCAGUGCCGGCACCAAAGCUGUACGUGCAACUGAGUCCAGUGCGCAUAGUGCUGGACGUGCCCAGCCUGGUGUGGCUGGCCGCGUUCCUGCCGCACGUGGCUGCGGCUGCGCAGGCGAACAGCGGGGACACCGGCAGCACCUAUAUGGACGUGCGAGCGGAGGUUAUUAUGCCGAAGGUGGUGCUGGAGGCGGGCGCGGAGCACGUGGCGCAGCAGCGCGACCGGCCGCGCGAGCUGCACGUGUGCACCGCGCGCGCCACGCUCACCAACGUGCGCGAGGCGGCCAGGGCCAAUACCCCAGGCACCAGAGCAGAUCUAGCCUCUAUAAUAGCGGCGUUACGUCGCCACGCUCCCCGGGGACACUUCCCCAGCUCUGCGGACGAUAUGGACCCCAUACACGAGCAAUUUGUGUUGCAUGCUGAUAGCCUCGACGACAUAGACCGCGGCACGUCCAUCACGGCGGAGCUGCUGUGGCGCGAGGCGCGCGGCGUGUGGUGCGCGCGCGCGGAGCCGCUGUGGGCGGACUUCAGUGGCGCGCGCGCCACCAACUACCGCCCCACGCCGCUGCUCGACGCCACGCCGCUCACCGCCUGGAUGUGUUUCGAAGACGGUUUCAAUCGCAUCUGGGUGAUCGGUAGAACGAGCGGUCUGGCCGGUCUCCAGAUCAACCACUACCAGCUGCUAUUCCUAUUGCGGCAGCUGGAGAGGGUGUCCCAACUGACUGCAUGGCUGUCGCACCAGGCUAGCAGAAUGCCGGAGGAACCUGGCGACGUCAGCCCGCGCCGCAUCGAGGAGAAACCCGCUGAGGAAGGGGGGGGGGGACGGUUGAGAUCAGCAUUUAUACACGUCAUAGAAAUAUACUCACAAAAGCCAAUCCCAGGGCUCGGGGGCUGCUCCUCAGCGGGCAGCGGCAGCGGCGUGCACACCUCCACGUGGUGCAUGAGCGGCACCUGCGGCAACUGCGGCGCCUGCUGCACCUGCGGCACUUGCGGCCCCAGCUCGCGCUCCAGCACCGACGGCGCCAUCGUCGACUCGGACCCUAUGGACUUAGAAUUUUAUCACCGAAAACAAAUUUUCAGGGAAUUCGAACUGGGUCGUUCGUGCAACAGUGGCGUGGAGAUGGCAGCUGAAGUGGUGGAGAGGUCGUCCUCUCCCUCCGACCACUCCAUCACUAGCUCCUGCAAACGGAGAGAUCUGAUAUCCACAUGCACUUGGAGACUGAACAACAUAUACCUGGUGCAGCAAAGUGUCCCAGGAAAGUCCUCCCUCCGCCUCACCGCAGACGACCUCAAGUCCGAUCAGUGCUCCUCCAUACCCUGGGAUGAGUUCCAGACUCGACUCAAGAAUAAGUUUUCGAUGCGCGCUCGGGCGUGGAACGAACCGGCCAAUGAAGAUGAAAUGAGAGUGAAGGAAAUGCCGCGCGUCGCGGCUAGGCUAGUGCGCAACGAACUGCCUAGGCUCCUAGAUGAUAAUGGUCAACCGUCCGGUUUGGCGCCAUUCGAGGAACUUCUAGAAGCUCAGAUACGUGACUUGAGUAUGUCACUGAACAUGAGCACGGCCCUCGCGCUCUCCGAGUUCAUUGAGGACGAGGUCAUCGCCCCCCCCAUGCCUUUGGAGGUGCUAAUAUUGAAUCUCAAACUGCACCUAAUAGAGGACAGACCGACCCGAUCCAUAUCCUCUCCCCCUCCCCAACCGCUCGACCUCGAUCUGACGACCCUCCGCCUCACCCGGGACUCGAACGGCGUGGUCCACCUCGGGCCGCCAGUAACCAUUGAGACACCGACGAGCCAGAAUCCGCCGGAGUUGCAGAACGCGCGAGAGGAGAUAGACAGACUGAACAGGGAGAACGAAGAGUUGAGGAAGAGAUUGAACACGCUGGAUCGGAUAGCGGAGGAUAAUAGGGAAUUGAGGGCCAUCGCCGAGGAAGCGUCCGUCCUAAGGCAGUGUGCGCACGCGGCGCAGCAGGAAGCGGCCAACUUGCUGGCCGAUAAGCAAGAGUUGCUCGAGGCUUUGCGGGCUAUGAAGGAACAAAUGUCAACAAUACAGCGUGGGAAAAGGUAGCGAUCACCUUGCUCUCUGGACUGUACGGCGUGCUGCCGCCACGGGAAGGACUAGCGAAUUGAGGCUUAUUUACAUAUACAUAAGGAUGCUCUUACCAUGUACAUUAUAACGGUACAAAAGUGUCGGUUAUUUCGAAAUUCGAAAACGGAACAAGCAAUUUUGAUGCUUAACUACAUUGAAAUAGAGAUGAUUUUGUCAUGGGCAGUGUUAAACGGUGUUCCAAUAUAGUCUAGAACAUGCGAUCGCAAAUUUUGACGUUUAAAUAUAUUCGCAUAGGUAUGGUAGCUUCUACCGAACAAGUAUAAUAGAGAUAGCAUUUACCGUUUUAAAUGUUAAAAUCUUGAAGAGGUCAAAAAAUAUAAUUGAAAAAUAAUUGAUAUUUAUAUGUAUCAAGAUAAAGUUGUUUUACCACGAUUAUCAUACAUGAGAAAGGUGUUGGUAAUUAAGAAAAAAAGAUUAGUUUGAAAGUAAAUUUAGUAUUUUUUAACAUUAAUUUGAAAAUAGCUCAGCGAGUGUAUAAUUUUUAUCAAACAAUUGCGUGGGAUUGCCGUGCUUUGAAUUUUUACGUUUAUUUACAUUUUAUAUGUGAAGUUACUGAUAAAACAUCGAUAUUCAGAUGUAUGAUAAUAAGCUCCCUUUGUCAUACAAUUGUUACAAAGAUUAUAAAGACAUUUCAAAGUUAUGAACAAACAUGUAAGCCUAUUUGAUGCCUAAAUAUAUCACCAUAACACUGAUUUUGCUGAUUACCAUGUAUCAUACCAAAAUUUACGGUAUGUCGAAACUUCUAGAACAUUUUUCUUUACGUCAAAAAGUGAUCGACAACAUUAUUAGAACAAUUUGUGGGGUCAAGCAUUAAUUUAAUAAUAAACUGAAGACUUCAAGUGUUUUACACAAUGAUUAGAGGUUUGUGUGUAAAAAAAUUAAUUAGGAAUUAAAAAUAAUCUUUUUAUUUGCACCUGUUCGAUAUACAAAGGUUAAAUUAAAGAAAUAAGUUAUUAGUAAUUGCGAUCGCUCGAAAAAGCUGCCAAAAUGACCGCCUUUUAAACAAUACUUAAGAAAAUCCAUUCUAUUUAGAAAUUGUUAUACGAAGCAAGGACUAUAAAACUUUUGGAAAGGUAUUGUAUUCCUUGGGAACUGAUAUGGCCAAAAAGUUUACACUCUGCUUGUAUUUUUUAAUAAUAACAUGAUGAAGUUUUCUAAAGUAAGAAGAUGACAAACUAUAAUAAAAAAGAGUGUGUCUCGAGAUGCCCGACAGAAGUGACAACUUCAACUAA
This is a messenger RNA of Zerene cesonia (dogface butterfly), 5042 nucleotides long. RefSeq names its product UHRF1-binding protein 1-like. The record is from RefSeq and is a predicted model, not a curated record. Lineage: Eukaryota; Metazoa; Arthropoda; Insecta; Lepidoptera; Pieridae. The transcript is spliced from 28 exons. The coding region runs from base 157 to 3768 and encodes 1203 amino acids.